Molecule: messenger RNA, 1605 nt
Organism: Penicillium argentinense
Lineage: Eukaryota; Fungi; Ascomycota; Eurotiomycetes; Eurotiales; Aspergillaceae
Exons: 5
Coding region: 1-1605 (534 amino acids)
Cellular component (GO): membrane
Source: RefSeq, a predicted model, not a curated record
AUGGCUAUCGCUUCUCAUCAAACCGCUCGGUACAUCUCUGUGCUCGCGGGCACCCUGGUUGCAUUGUCCUGUGGAACCAACUAUGCGUACUCGGCAUGGGCACCGCAGUUCGCCCACAAGAUGAAACUGUCAUCGACCGAGAGCAACUUGAUUGGUGCUGCAGGAAAUCUUGGCAUGUACGCGAUGGGAUUCCCAAUGGGCUUACUGACCGAUGCGCGGGGCCCACGAAUGAUCACCUUGAUCGGAUCAAUCUGCCUUGCGAUUGGAUACUAUCCUAUUUACAUCUCCUAUGAACAUGGAGAAGGUUCCGUCCCAAUCAUUUUCUUGUGUUUUUUUGCUUUCAUGACAGGAACUGGUGGCUGCUCCGCAUUUUCAGGAGCUAUCAAGACCGCUGCCUCCAAUUUUCCCGAAAGCCGUGGUACGGCCACUGCGCUUCCAUUGGCCGCCUUUGGUCUCAGUGCCCUCUUCUGGUCCAACAUAUCCACCUUGGUUUUCAAGGAUGAUACGGGCCGCUUCCUUCUUCUCUUGGCCAUGGGCACCUCCAUUCUGUCCUUCGUCUCCAUUCCGUUCCUUCGAAUCUUCCCCAUCGAGUCCUAUUCAUCUGUCCCUCGCCACGGUCACGAAGAGCCUGCUGAGUCUCGAAUUAUGCGCCGUCCCAGUGCUUCGUCUUUGAAUGAGCACUCUGAUGAGGUCCAUAACUCCACAGCUUUCGCCCACGAGCAGUCAGCACAUGCUCGCACUCAGUCAGCUGUCUCCAACCACCGGCUUGGUGGAUACAACGGCGACCAUGAUGAAAGCUCGUCUCUUGUAUCCAAGAAUGAUGGACGCCCUUCGUUUGAUACUCUGGAUGAUGACUUCCUUGACGAUGUGGCGACAGAGGCGCACCACACAGAUAUCAGAGGCCUGGCUAUGCUUCGCAAAGUUGAGUUCUGGCAACUCUUUUUGACAAUGGCUCUUUUGUCUGGAAUUGGUCUGAUGACUAUCAACAACAUCGGGAACAGCGCUAAGGCUCUCUGGAUCUAUUACGAUGACAGCGCCUCCUCAAAGUUCAUUCAGCAGCGGCAGGUUAUGCACGUAUCCAUUCUCUCUUUUGGAAAUUUCCUUGGUCGCCUGCUCAGUGGCAUUGGGUCUGACGUUCUCGUCCAAAAGCUCAACAUGUCGCGUUUCUGGUGUCUGUUCAUCUCGGCCGUUGUCUUUACCCUCACCCAGCUUGCCGGAUCUUCAAUCUCCAACCCGAACACUCUCGUAAUUGUCUCCGCGUUCACAGGCGUUGCCUAUGGCUUCUUGUUCGGUGUCUUCCCCUCGCUGACUGCCCACACCUUUGGAAUCGGCGGUCUUUCUCAGAACUGGGGUGUUAUGACUUUGGCCCCCGUCUUUAGUGGCAACAUCUUCAACCUCAUCUAUGGCACCGUCUAUGACCACCACUCCGUUGUCAACUCUGAAGGCGACCGCGACUGCCCAGAUGGCCUUGCCUGCUACCGGUCCGCUUACUAUCUGACAUUCUUUUCCGGCCUCGCUGGUAUCAUUGUCUGCCUGUGGAGUAUCUACCGCGAGAAGCAGAUCCACAUUGCCACAAUGAAGAAGUCUGGACACCGUCUCGCAUAA